UCAUUUUUGACAAACGCCAAAAUACUCCAAUGUGAGUUGAAAGGCGUGUGAAGUGUCCACCUGCACACGCCCCAUUCUUUUUUGACUGUCUUGCGCUGCUGUGAAUGUUAGGUUGUUGCGCUGGGAAAGGAAGCCGCCGCAGGGAUGCCGCUGGCCCGUAGUCUGUCAGUCACCUCGCUUUCGGGGCUUGAUGAAUGGGAUGAGGAGUUUGACCUUGAGGAUGCUGUGCUGUUUGAAAUAGCAUGGGAAGUGGCCAACAAAGUUGGGGGGAUUUACACUGUGAUCCAGACAAAAGCUCGUCUGACCUGUGAGGAAUGGGGGGAGAACUACUUCCUGGUGGGCCCCUACACGGAGUCCAACGUCAGAACUCAGGUUGAGCUCAUUGAGCCCAGUAACCCAGCUCUAAGGAGAACCAUAGACAAAAUGAACGCCAGUGGCUGUAAGGUAUAUUUUGGCCGUUGGCUGAUCGAGGGUAGUCCCUACGUGGUUCUGAUUGACGUGGGCUUCACAGCGUGGUCAUUGGACCGCUGGAAGAGCGAGCUGUGGGAGAACUGUGGCAUUGGUGUGCCGUGGUUCGACAGAGAGGCCAACGACGCUGUGCUCUUUGGUUUCCUGACAGCCUGGCUUCUUGGCGAGUAUGCAGCUCAAUGUGAGGAACCCCCACACAUAUUGGCACAUUUUCAUGAGUGGUUAGCCGGCUUGGGGUUGAUGCUAUGUCGACAGAGACAGUUACCCGUGGCAACCAUCUUCACCACUCAUGCCACAUUACUGGGACGAUACCUCUGCGCCGGAAAUGUGGACUUCUACAACAACCUUGCUGAGUUUAAUGUGGAUAAGGAGGCUGGAGAUAGGCAGAUCUAUCACCGCUACUGUUUGGAGCGGGCGGCUGCACGGUGCGCCCAUGUUUUCACCACCGUCUCCCAGAUCACGGCCAUCGAAGCCGAGUUUCUGCUGAAAAGGAAGCCAGACAUUAUCACUCCUAAUGGACUGAAUGUGAAGAAGUUCUCAGCCAUGCAUGAGUUUCAGAACCUCCAUGCCCAGAGCAAGAACCGCAUUCAGGAGUUCAUCAGAGGUCACUUCUAUGGGCACCUGGACUUUAACCUGGAUAAGUCUGUAUUCUUCUUCAUUGCUGGCCGCUAUGAGUUCUCUAACAAAGGGGCGGACAUCUUUCUAGAGGCUCUGGCCAGACUCAACUAUCUGCUGAGGGUAAACCACAGUGAUGUCACAGUUAUUGCCUUUUUCAUCAUGCCCGCAAGGACCAACAACUUUAACGUGGAGACACUCAAAGGCCAGGCAGUGCGGAAGCAGCUCUGGGAUACCGCGCAGAGUGUUAAAGAGCGCUUUGGGAAAAAACUCUAUGAGUCACUGCUAGUUGGUCAGUUGCCAGAUGUGAGUAAGAUGUUGGACAAGGAAGACUUCACCAUGAUGAAGCGCGCCAUCUUCGCCACACAGCGCCAGUGUCAGCCCCCUAUCUGCACCCACAACAUGCUGGAGGACAGCAAUGACCCGAUCCUGACCUGCAUUCGCCGCAUCGGCCUCUUUAACAGCUCCUCCGACAGAGUAAAGGUGAUCUUCCAUCCAGAGUUCCUGUCCUCCACGUCUCCACUGCUGCCCAUGGACUAUGAGGAGUUUGUGAGGGGCUGCCAUCUUGGGGUGUUUCCCUCUUACUACGAGCCUUGGGGGUACACACCAGCUGAAUGCACUGUAAUGGGAAUUCCGUCAAUCUCCACAAAUCUGUCCGGAUUCGGCUGUUUCAUGGAGGAACACAUAGCAGACCCUUCUGCCUACGGUAUCUACAUUCUCGACAGACGAUACCGUGGGGUGGAUGAGUCCUGUAACCAGCUUACCACGUUCCUGUACCAGUUCUGCCAGCAAAGCCGCCGACAGAGGAUCAUCCAGAGAAACCGAACAGAACGCCUCAGUGACCUGCUGGACUGGAGAUACCUCGGCAGGUACUACAUCGCUGCUCGUCACAUGGCUCUGGCUAAAGCCUUCCCAGAUACCUACGUCUACGAGGCUCAUGAUCCAACAUCUACAUCGGGCUUCAGGUACCCGCGUCCAGCCUCCGUGCCGCCCUCGCCUGCCCACUCACUCCACUCCUCUCCCCACCACAGUGAGGCUGAGGACAACGAAGAAGAGGAUGAGCGUUACGAUGAAGACCUGGAGGCUGAGAAAGACAAACUCAACAUCCGCCAGCCUUUCACCCUUCCCCACAAAUUGUAUGCAACCAAUAAUUCCACCUCUCAAAAGAAUUAACUUGCCGAUUCAUACAUAGACAAGACCAGUCACACAGCCAUUCGCCCAUUCACCUUACAUGUUCAUAAGCCACUGCAGAAAAGGCACACAUACAUACACAUGCUCAGAGCAUUUUACCAGCGAUCUCUCUCUCUCUCACACACACACACUCACUCACUCACUCACACACACACACACACACACACACACACUCCAGAAUAAGGCAAACAUGGGUAUUGUGCAAGUGAUAUCACAAAUGCCAGAGAAGAGGUCGAUGAUUGCAAGACCCAGUAUAGAACAUAACAAUAACUGAACAACUGAAACAUUUCAACUUCCAUUUAUUUCUAGAAAGCUAUGGUGAAAACUCAAUAAUAGCAAAGAACUGUAGCUACAACUAAACAGGAAAUUCUAACAAGGAUCUCUAGCUGCAGCUAACCAGAGGUGCUAACAUGGAACUCAGCUAACAGACAAAAAAACUAACCAACGUCUUCUGUGAUAGAAAGGCCAUGUUACACACAUAUCAAGUGACUGUAAAACAUACACAUACACAUACCCCGCCUCCACACACACACACGCACACACACAGUCACACACAAGACUACAAUGUCCAAAUCAAAACCCUUCCGACAAAGUCCCCUCAAAAGCAAAGUGUGUGUAUGUGUGUGUUAUAGCACACUGCAUUUGUUCUGUGAGGCCAGCAAUACUCAGUGCUUCAAGUGAGAUUGCUUUAUUUGCUAUAAUCUUUUGACAGGUUCUGAACCUCUACUGUGAUUUCAAACAGAUCAAUGCCUUGUUGAAUAUUUUCCUGGAAGUCUUGAGGAGGAUUUGCAUAUUCUUAGUGCAUGCAUAUAUACACACACCCGUUUUGAGUUUGUUAUGUGUGUUAAUGUGCACCCGAAGACAUAAAGAUGACAGAAAUAAAGUAUAUAUUAGCAUUAA
Messenger RNA from Alosa alosa (allis shad), 3174 nucleotides. RefSeq names its product glycogen synthase 1 (muscle) (gene gys1). Lineage: Eukaryota; Metazoa; Chordata; Actinopteri; Clupeiformes; Clupeidae. The transcript has 16 exons. Gene Ontology annotation, cellular component: cytoplasm. The record is from RefSeq and is a predicted model, not a curated record. Bases 145 to 2256 code for a protein of 703 amino acids. Gene Ontology annotation, molecular function: alpha-1,4-glucan glucosyltransferase (UDP-glucose donor) activity. Gene Ontology annotation, biological process: glycogen biosynthetic process.